Molecule: messenger RNA, 852 nt
Organism: Penicillium soppii
Lineage: Eukaryota; Fungi; Ascomycota; Eurotiomycetes; Eurotiales; Aspergillaceae
Exons: 2
Coding region: 1-852 (283 amino acids)
Source: RefSeq, a predicted model, not a curated record
AUGACCUUCUACUACUUCGGCGUGGAGAUAGAGGUCAUCGUCGAGCCGCACAAUAAACAACAGCCCGUACCGGCACCCGUGAAAGAUGACCUUGACCUCUGGUAUGGCAAGAUUGCCAAAGCUCUGCGCAACAGGAAGGGCUGUGACCAAGAACCAUUGAAAGUAAUUGCUGAAUCCCGGAGGACCCAGUAUCGUGAGACGAGGGAGCGCCACCUUAAUUGGUGGAUCACUUGGGAUGGAUCGCUGAUUGCUCCAGACUGGCCCAAGCAUCCCGGUGUGCCUUUCGAGGCCGUAUCGCCGCGACUGGAAACACGCAAGCGGUGGGAGGAUGAAAUUGAUGCAUACUGGGCCGCCAUGAGGGCCGUCUUCCACAUGCCCCGGCGCGUGUUGAGAUGCGGUAGCCAUGUUCACGUGUCCCCCGGUAGAGGCACCUUCUACCUCAAAGAGUUGCAGGCAAUCGCCUUUGCCGUCGUAUUCUUCGACGAGCAAGUCCAGCAAAUUCUCCCUCAAAGUCGGAGAAAUUACCACUACUGUGUGCCUAACAAGAAACAUUCUCAUCUCCUGAAAGGGAAGAGCAUAAGCGAAGUAGCGGCGUUGAUCAACGCUGUAAAGAACAAGGAGAAACUCGUCGAACUUGUACAGGGCUUGUCGAAAAAGGACCGCCCGGUACUCUGGAACUUCCACAAUGUCACGCGUAUGCCAUUUACAGAGGAGCCGGCGAUCGGCGCGGUUGAAUUUCGAGGUGGAAGGUGCCUCAGAGGCCCAGUAAGGACGAAGCGGUGGAUAAGUUUUGCCGUGGCGUUUAUGAUUCUGGCCAUCCAAGAGGUUUGUCGCACAAAUUUCAACGCUUGA